AUUGGUGGGAUCAAUAACGUCAACGAAAAUUUGAGGAGUGUGGCUGAGAACACCCUUCGGGUAUCACGUAACCUGAAGUUUCAGUCUUUCAAUGAAUACCGCAAGGGAUUUGGCUUGAAACCCUACAUCUCCUUCCAAGAGCUCACAGGAGAAAAUGAGAAAGCAGCAGAACUGGAGAGCCUGUAUGGAGACAUUGAUGCUCUGGAGUUCUACCCAGGUUUACUUCUAGAGAAAUCUCAGCCUGACUCUAUCUUUGGGGAGAGCAUUCUGAAUGUUGGAUUCCCUUUAUCUUUCAAGGGGCUCAUGUCAAACCCCAUCUGUUCUCCCGAGUACUGGAAGCCCAGUACAUUUGGUGGUGAGGUUGGCUUUAACCUUGUCAAGACAGCCACAUUGCAGAAUCUGGUCUGUCUCAAUGUCAAAAAGUGUCCCUAUGUCUCAUUCCGUGUGCCUGAUCUAGAUGAUAAAGACAAGGAAAGUGCAAAGAGGCCACUUCCUGAGCUGUGA
Gracilinanus agilis (Agile Gracile Mouse Opossum) is the source of this 504-nucleotide messenger RNA. Its product is annotated as prostaglandin G/H synthase 1-like. The annotation marks the transcript as partial. Gene Ontology annotation, biological process: cyclooxygenase pathway; response to oxidative stress. The transcript is spliced from 2 exons. The record is from RefSeq and is a predicted model, not a curated record. Gene Ontology annotation, cellular component: cytoplasm; neuron projection. Gene Ontology annotation, molecular function: heme binding; prostaglandin-endoperoxide synthase activity; oxidoreductase activity, acting on single donors with incorporation of molecular oxygen, incorporation of two atoms of oxygen. Lineage: Eukaryota; Metazoa; Chordata; Mammalia; Didelphimorphia; Didelphidae.